AGCAGAGGAAGUGGUAAAGGAAACUUGCUGAGUCGUUUUCUGAGAAGAGACCAUAUUUGUUCGCGGAGGAAGACGUUGCUUUCUUGGAUCUGGUUACAGCAGAAAAGACGUUUGCUCCAAUAAAGCUGUUCCAAAGGGUAACUGGGAGUUGGAAGAGCCAAGGACGCCUCCACACCCUUGAUUUGGAGUUCUCUGUCCAUGGGUGCAGCACCCAUGCUCAGCUUGUGAGCUUCCUCCUGGGAGAGCAGCCAUGGCAUUGAGGAAUGUGCCCUUCCGGUCUGAGGUCCUGGCCUGGGACCCCGACGAUCUUGCAGACUAUUUCAGGAAGCUGAACUACAAGGACUGUGAAAAGACCGUAAAGAAGCAUCACAUUGAUGGGCCCCGGUUUUUGAACCUGACAGAAAAUGACAUCCAGAAGUUUCCUAAGCUCCGGGUGCCGAUUCUCAGUAAGUUAAGUCAAGAAAUCAACAAGAAUGAAGAGAGGAGAAGCAUUUUUGCACGCAAACACCAAGUCCAGCGGUUUCCUGAAGAAACAGAAAGCCACGAGGAAGACAACGGGGGCUGGUCGUCCUUUGAAGAUGAUGACUAUGAAAGUCCCAACGACGAUCAGGAUGGGGAAGAUGAUAAUGACUAUGAGUCCCCCAACGAGGAGGAAGAGGCGCCUGUGGAAGACGACGCCGAUUACGAGCCACCGCCCUCCAACGACGAGGAAGCCCUGCAGAACGCCAUCCUGCCUGCCAAGCCGUUCUCCAACUCCAACUCCAUGUACAUUGACCGGCCCCUCUCCGGGAAAGCCCCACAGCAGCCGCCUGUGCCCCCCCAGAGACCGAUGGCUGCCCUCCCUCCACCAACAGCUGGCCGGAGCCACGUGCCACUGCCCCCACCCCAGCCCAACCAUGAGGAACCUAGCAGAAGUCGAAACCACAAAACAGCAAAGCUCCCUCCUCCUUCGAUAGACAGAAGCACGAAACCCCCACUAGAUCGUUCAUUAGCUCCGUUUGACAGAGAGCCCUUCACACUAGGAAAGAAACCGGCGUUUUCUGACAAGCCCUCGACCCCAGCAGGAAGGCCUCUCGGGGAACAUUUACCCAAGAUACCAAAGCCUCCUUUACCACCGACCACGGAAAGACAUGACCGAAGUAGCCCUCUGCCAGGGAAGAAGCCACCUGUGCCAAAGCAUGGAUGGGGACCAGACAGAAGAGAGAAUGAUGAAGAUGACGUGCAUCAAAGACCUUUGCCCCAGCCAACAAUGUUCUCCAUGAGCUCCAACACGUUCCCUUCAAGAUCUACUAAGCCACCCCCCAAACACUCUCUCCCGUCAUCUCACGCGCCGGGAGCGUUCUCAGAGAGUAACAGUUUUCCACAAAGCGCCUCCCUGCCGCCAUACUUCUCUCAAGGCCCCAGCAGCAGGCUGCCUCCCAGAGCUGAAGGCAGGAACUUGUCCUUGCCCGUUCCAAGCAAACCUUGGCCACCAUCCCCUGGGGAAGAAGAGAAUUCAUUAAAUGAAGAGUGGUAUGUUUCUUACAUUACCCGACCAGAGGCAGAAGCUGCUCUUAGAAAGAUAAACCAGGAUGGCACUUUUCUGGUUAGAGACAGCUCUAAGAAAACAACCACCAACCCGUACGUCCUCAUGGUGUUGUACAAAGAUAAAGUUUACAACAUCCAGAUUCGUUAUCAUGAGGAAAGCCAAGUUUACUUGUUGGGAACUGGACUCCGAGGAAAAGAGGACUUCCUCUCUGUGUCAGAUAUUAUCGACUACUUCCGGAAAAUGCCACUUCUGCUCAUUGAUGGGAAAAACCGAGGUUCCAGAUACCAGUGCACAUUAACGUACUCUGCAGCUCGUGCCUAGCGAGUUAGCCAGCCAGCGACCCUCCCUCCUGCCACUGCAGCCAGUAUGGGAAGAGCAGUGCGCCCUGGUGACUGGACACACUUAGGACUGAAUCAAACCCCUCAACAUGAACACGGGGGUUUGGUCCUUUCGCGUUAAAAAGUUUUGAAACAAAGACUGUCAGACAUCCCAUAAUUUAUUUAUUCUUCUUGUUUGUAACGUGCAUCAGUAAUAAUGAUCGCACUGGAAGUCCAGUAGUGCACUGUAAUCAUUCAUAUAAAAAUGUGUAGUUUUGAUACUCAUUUCAAAGGUACAGUAGUUUACACAGCUACGAAAAUAAUUUGGGGCAAGUUUCAAAACACUUACUAGUUUUUGCUAUCACAUAAAACUGGUUUUUUUUAUAGCCAAACCUUUGUCAGUCAGAGGCAAUCAUCAGUUUUAUAGGUAUAAUUAGAAAAUUACUAAAAUUCACUUUCUCAGCAGCAAUAAUUUAAAAGGCUUGAAAAAUAUUUCAUCCUUUCUUAUUUGGUGUUUUUUUUUGUUGUUGUUUGGGGGGUAUUUUUGUAUACUUUUUUAUGAAAAGAUAAAUGCAUGUUGGGAUAACUUCCUGGGAUUAAAAUUAAUUUGCCUUUUGCUUUA
Messenger RNA from Hipposideros armiger (great roundleaf bat), 2467 nucleotides. RefSeq names its product lymphocyte cytosolic protein 2 (gene LCP2). The transcript has 21 exons. NCBI's taxonomy places the organism in Eukaryota, Metazoa, Chordata, Mammalia, Chiroptera, Hipposideridae. Bases 251 to 1849 code for a protein of 532 amino acids. The record is from RefSeq and is a predicted model, not a curated record. Gene Ontology annotation, biological process: cell surface receptor protein tyrosine kinase signaling pathway; intracellular signal transduction. Gene Ontology annotation, molecular function: protein binding.